AUGGAAACUGUCUCUAGAGAGGAAGCUUGGGAGUUGUUCUGUGAGCAGGUGGGUGCAGUCGUUGAUUUUCCAUGUGUCCAACCUUAUGCUCGAGCCAUUGUUGAGGAGUGUGGGGUGUGGAAGCAUGCAUUGAGAGAACUUUUAUUACCCAGCACAAAUGCUGCAUAUGACACUGAAGCUGUUAUGCAACGAAUGAAAUUCAGUUAUUACAGAUUGAGGGAUUGUGACAUAAAGAGUUGCUUCCUUUAUUGCGCUUUUCUUUCAGAAGAUCAGGAGGUUAAUAUUUAUGAGCUGGUGAAUAUUGUAUCCAAAGGUGCCUCCCUAUUGCAGAGUACCAAGGGCGGUCUGUCCAUCAAAAUGCAUGCUAUGGUUAGAGAUUUAGCAUCAGUGAUCAUAUUAUCGAAGGCAGAACGUUUGCAGUUUCUGCUAAGACCUUAUUUAUUGUACAGGCCACUUGAAAGCCCCGAAAGUAAUAGAUUGUUAAUUGAUGAAGGUUGUCAGUUCUUGUUGAAAGGUGGUGCAGGUCUAAGGGAGUCGCUACCAGCGGAGAAAUGGAACAAGCCAAGAUGA
Molecule: messenger RNA, 570 nt
Organism: Prunus armeniaca (apricot)
Lineage: Eukaryota; Viridiplantae; Streptophyta; Magnoliopsida; Rosales; Rosaceae
Source: the annotation of a GenBank genome assembly